This is a messenger RNA of Pogonomyrmex barbatus (red harvester ant), 1489 nucleotides long. RefSeq names its product alpha-1,3/1,6-mannosyltransferase Alg2 (gene Alg2). Gene Ontology annotation, molecular function: GDP-Man:Man(1)GlcNAc(2)-PP-Dol alpha-1,3-mannosyltransferase activity. Gene Ontology annotation, cellular component: endomembrane system. Gene Ontology annotation, biological process: dolichol-linked oligosaccharide biosynthetic process. The record is from RefSeq and is a predicted model, not a curated record. Lineage: Eukaryota; Metazoa; Arthropoda; Insecta; Hymenoptera; Formicidae.
UCGCGAGCACGAUGACGCGCGUCACGUUCCUGCAUCCCGAUCUCGGUAUCGGCGGCGCGGAGAGGCUCGUCGUCGACGCGGCCCUGGCGCUGAAGAAAAACGGCCACGACGUGAAUUUCGUGACUACUCACCAUGACCCGGAGCACUGUUUCUCGGAGACCAAGGAUGGCACGAUUCCCGUUACCGUCGUGGGUAAUUGGCUGCCCAGGCAUAUUCUGGGCAGAUUUUACGCGCUCUGCGCCUACAUACGCAUGAUAUAUGCAGCCAGCUACAUAAUAUUUUGCGAUCAUCGACCGGAAGUUGUCUUCUGCGAUUUGGUAUCCGUCUGUAUACCCGUUCUUAGACUGCGCAUUCCAUAUGUAGUGUUUUACUGUCAUCAUCCAGAUCAGUUGCUCUCACAGCGUGGUGGUUACGGCAAACAGUUAUAUCGUAUGCCAUUAGAUUAUUUAGAGGAAAUCACGACUGGCAUGGCACAUAAAGUAUUUGUAAAUAGCAUUUACACAGGCAACGUGUUUAAGGAUACAUUCAAGAGACUGCAAAUAGAACCUGAAGUUUUAUAUCCUUCUAUUAACACUGAUUUUUUUGACAAAACGAGAAUAGUAUCUAUUGAAAGGGUAUUAGAUAGGAAACUUCCAGAUGAUAGUAUUAUAUUGUUAUCUAUCAAUAGAUAUGAACGCAAGAAAAAUCUGUCCCUUGCAAUAGAAGCUCUUGCAGAGCUAGAAAAACUUUUGACAAAAGAUAUAUACAAGAGAGUAUAUUUGAUUAUGGCUGGUGGAUACGACAAGAGAGUCGAGGAGAAUGUGGAAUAUCAUUUGGAAUUAAUAGGACUCGCGGAUGAAUUACAUGUAACAGAUAAAGUGAUGUUCUUGCGUUCGCCUUCUGACAUAGAUAAAGUUUCUAUACUUCAUCACUGUAAAAUUGUAAUAUAUACUCCACCAAAUGAGCACUUUGGAAUAGUACCCUUGGAGGCAAUGUACGUAGGUAAACCAGUAAUCGCUCAUAAAUCCGGCGGUCCUAUGGAAUCGAUAGUUUCCGAAGAGACUGGUUUCCUGGUCGACUUAUCUGGCGAAGCGUUUGCCUCGAAAAUAGCUUUUCUGAUUACAAACCCGAGUCGAAUCGAGGAAUUUGGUAGAUCAGGUAAAGACAGGUUUUUGACAACAUUCAGUUUUGCUGCUUUUAGUGCUCAAUUGAAUAAGGCGAUAAACGACUUGACUGAUAAAAAAAUAGACUAAUGAAUUUUAAUGAUUAUGUUGUGUUUUCUCAUUUCUUUACAUUAUAUCAAUUAUAUUUAUAUAAUUAAAAUACAAACGGUGCUAUGUGAAAUAUGUGAAAGUGUAUCACUUCUUUCAAUAAUAUAUUUAUAAUAUUUUAUAUUAAAUAUUCAAUAUUUAAGAGGUUUUCUACUGAACUUUGUAGUAUAAACUAUUUAAUAUAUUUAAUUGUCAAUUAUCAAUUGUAUCUCAUAUAGAAAUAAAAUUAUUGUGGUUUA